AUGGAGCCUUCUAGUGAUAACGAGCUCUCUGAACCCCUCUUGCUUUCCAAAUCAUCGUCGAUGCAUAUAGUGAGCCGUGAACUGGAAGACACACUAAACAACACUGAGCUCUCAUACUUCCAGCGCGUCCGAACCGGCACAUGGCUCGAGCUGAAGACCCUCUUCCGCCUGGCAGCUCCGGCGGUGGUGGUUUACUUGCUCAACAAUGUCAUAUCCAUCUCCACCCAAAUCUUCUGUGGCCAUCUUGGCAACCUUGAACUCGCUGCCUCCUCUCUUGGCAACACUGGCAUUCAAGUUUUCGCCUAUGGCCUCAUGCUUGGUAUGGGUAGUGCAGUGGAGACACUCUGUGGUCAAGCCUAUGGUGCACAUAAGUACGACAUGCUAGGCAUAUAUCUGCAGCGUUCGACAAUCCUCCUCCUGGCAACUAGCAUCCCACUGAUGAUAAUUUACAUCUUCUGCAAGCAAAUCUUGUUAGGCCUAGGUGAAUCAGCCUCCAUUGCCGCCGCGGCAGCGAUCUUCGUCUACGGUCUCAUCCCUCAAAUCUUUGCCUACGCCUGCAACUUCCCCAUACAAAAGUUCCUCCAAGCCCAGAGCAUAGUGUUCCCUAGCGCCUACAUAUCGCUGGGGGCACUGGUGGUGCAUAUAGUGCUAAGUUGGGUGGUGGUGUACAAAUUGGGAGGGGGCCUGUUGGGCGCCGCGUUGACGUUGAGUUUUUCGUGGUGGAUUAUAGUGGUGGCGCAAUUUGUGUACAUAUUGUGGACGCCAAGGUGCAAACGCACAUGGAGAGGCUUUAGCAUCAGGGCAUUUUCUGGGCUGUGGGGCUUUUUGAAAUUGUCUGUGGCAUCGGCCGUCAUGCUUUGCCUGGAGACUUGGUACUAUCAAAUUAUAGUUUUGCUUGCUGGGUUGCUUAAAAAUGCUGAAAUUGCAUUGGACGCUCUCUCUAUUUGCAUGGCCAUAACUGGAUGGGUCUUCAUGAUUUCUGUGGGGUUCAAUGCUGCCGCAAGUGUGAGGAUUGGGAAUGAGCUUGGGGCAGGACAUCCAAAAUCGGCAGCAUUUGCAGUGGUGGUGGUGACUUCAAGCUCCUUCAUCAUAUCGGUGGUGUGCGCCAUAAUUGUGCUUGUUUUACGACAUGAUAUAAGUUAUGUGUUCACUGAGGGAGAAACAGUCUCCAAUGCCGUCUCAGACCUUUCUCCGUACCUAGCCAUAUCCAUCGUUCUCAAUGGCAUCCAACCUGUUUUGUCUGGAGUGGCUGUUGGGUGCGGAUGGCAAGCAUUUGUGGCAUAUGUUAACGUGGGAUGUUACUACAUCAUUGGGAUCCCAUUGGGUUGCCUUCUUGGAUUCAAGUUCGAUUUCGGAGCUCAGGGAAUAUGGACUGGCAUGAUAGGAGGCACUUUUAUACAGACAAUCAUCUUAGUGUGGGUCACAUAUCGGACUGACUGGAACAAAGAGGUUGAAAAAGCACAGAGUCGUUUGGACACUUACGAGGACAAGAAGGAGCCCCAUGAUGAAGUGCUGACCAGUUAG
Prunus armeniaca (apricot) is the source of this 1524-nucleotide messenger RNA. NCBI's taxonomy places the organism in Eukaryota, Viridiplantae, Streptophyta, Magnoliopsida, Rosales, Rosaceae. The record is from the annotation of a GenBank genome assembly.